Dermacentor albipictus is the source of this 6392-nucleotide messenger RNA. It is a transcript of the gene Ca-beta, whose product is annotated as Calcium channel protein beta subunit. Gene Ontology annotation, cellular component: voltage-gated calcium channel complex. The record is from RefSeq and is a predicted model, not a curated record. Gene Ontology annotation, biological process: calcium ion transmembrane transport. Lineage: Eukaryota; Metazoa; Arthropoda; Arachnida; Ixodida; Ixodidae. Gene Ontology annotation, molecular function: voltage-gated calcium channel activity; protein binding.
GACUGGAGCAAGGAAAAUAAGUUGCGAAGCUUGAAGCUUCUUUUCGAGCGGCUCUUGCUGCGCUGUCGUGUCGCGUGCCACGCGCGGCGGGUCUUGUAGCCGUCGUCUGCUGAGCCGUCGUCUGCGACGCUGUGUCGUGCCUGCACCUCUAGCAGCGUGCGGCUCUUGCGUGUCCGGGUGCCCUGGAGCUCGACGGAAGAGUGCGUCAGUGCGCGUUACGUUUUGAACUAGCCAGCCUUUCGGAAGCGUUUCGCGGAGCUGUCAGCUACGUUUCCCCUGUUUCACCUAACAGCGUCUCCUGCUACCGCCUCCCACUCCUGCGACACGCGGCAGACCUUCGACUCAACCUCCUGGUGUCACAAUCACGAUUAUUGCGCACUUUGAAGAACCUGCUGCUUGCAGCAGGCUGAACUUGCUGCUUGCAGCUUUGUGACUUGUGCAGCUUGUGGCUUACUUGCACGACUUCGUCGUGGGCCUCCGACUUUCGUCAAAAAAAUUAUUUUGGUACGUUAUCCCGCACUGCUUCGUGCCGUGCGGGGAAGCUGAGCUAUUGUCGGAUUCUACUAAAUGCGUCGCUCUCCUUGAACUGGAAUUUUCACGCUCUGUCUACCGUCACAUGUCGUGAAUUCUUUGGACGCAGAUGUCGGUGCGGGGCUUUGGUUAAAGCCGAAGUUUCUUCGUCUAGUCGACCAGGCAGAGUUCACUGCUAAUCGCACAACCAUGUCGGUUAUUGCUGCGCGCCGUAUCCCUUGGGACUGUACAGAUGUGGUGCAGGUUCUUUUCUUUACGGCUUCGCUGGCUGAAAGUUGAUUCUGGUGGAUGAUUCUUGUGGAGAGUCUUAAUACGAGAAGGGCUGGAUUGUGCAAUUGAUGCCGGAUCGGUGUAAUGGUAGCGGCGUAUUGCUGAGCGACCUUGGGCUGCUGCGCACGACACACACCUGGCGUCUGCAUCUCGCCAGUGAUCGUCGCAGGGCAAACUCUCGCUGUCAGCGCUCGGCGGACGGCGGGUAGCACAAGCUGUGGGGUCUUCACGAGGUGUCGACGCGUCUCUAUGUGCUGUGCACUUGUGUUUGUGUGGUGGCGAUCUACGUGUUUCUUCCAUCACAGUGCGCCGUGCUUUUGAGUGGCUUCUGGCGCCCGGAGUUAAGCGCCGUCUGCAUGACAGAGUGUGCUUAAGCACGCCGCCUCUUUUCUGUGCUUCGUCGGGGUUUGGAUGUUGCGAAGGUGACCCUCGUUGUCGGAAGCAUCGACCAUCUUCUCUCAGAGCGGAUACUGGUGCCGUUUGUCGACUUACGCAACUGCUACUAUGGCGACAUUGAGAAGCCGCAGGGAUCAUGGAUACCGAAUUCCUCUCUACCGGCGAAGGGGAUCUGCCGACUCCAACUACAGCCAGCCGUCGUCCGACCUCUCGCUCGACGAAACUCGCGAAAAGCAACGUGCUGACAGAGAGAACAAGGCAUUGGCACAGUUGCGGGCGGCAAGGGAGAAAGUAGUAGCAUUUACGGUACGAACUAAUAUGGCAUAUGAUGGAAGUUUGGACGAUGAUUCACCUGUCCAUGGCUACGCUAUCUCAUUUGGAGUCAGAGACUAUCUUCAGAUCCUGGAGAAAUUCAACAAUGACUGGUGGGUGGGCCGUCUCAUGAAAGAGGGCUGUGACAUGGGUUUCAUUCCUAGUCCAGCCAAACUGGAAAACCUAAUUCUACAGCAAACACAAACACGCAGCAGUAAAUUACAUUCAAGGGGUUCAACGCCACCUACUCCUGACCAGAAUGGUUUGGAAAGCAAUGUUGAAGAAAGCGACAGUCCCGGCAACACGAAGCUUGGUCGGGGUGUCAUCACCACCCUCCCUGCCAAGGAAAAACGGAAACCAUUCUUUAAAAAGACGGAAAGCCUGAGCCCAUAUGACGUAGUGCCUUCAGUGAGACCAGUGGUUCUGGUUGGGCCCUCUCUCAAGGGUUACGAGGUGACAGACAUGAUGCAGAAGGCGUUGUUCGAUUUUCUUAAGCACCGCUUUGAAGGCAGAAUCAUAAUAACUCGGGUGACUGCAGACAUAUCACUGGCAAAGCGCUCUGCCGUCAACAAUGCCGGUAAACGGGCACUUAUGGAACGCUCAAACAGCCGAACAAGCUGCCUAGCGGAGGUGCAACAAGAAAUCGAACGAAUAUUCGAACUGGCACGGACGCUGCAACUGGUUGUCCUUGAUUGUGAUACCAUAAACCACCCCUCUCAGUUGGCCAAAACGUCACUAGCACCCAUCAUUGUGUAUGUCAAGAUAUCCUCACCAAAGGUACUUCAACGCCUGAUCAAGUCUAGAGGCAAAUCACAGAGCCGGAAUCUCAACGUACAGAUGGUGGCUGCAGAAAAAUUGGCACAAUGUCCACCUGAAAUGUUUGAUGUGAUUCUGGAUGAGAACCAGCUGGAGGAGGCGUGUGAACACCUGGCCGAGUUCCUGGAGACUUAUUGGCGGGCUGCACAUGACAACCUGCCUGAGAACUAUGCCCAGCUCAUCCUUAACACCCCCUGUGCGGGCAUGCUGCCAGAUCUCAACCAGGAGUCCCUCGCUAGCCACCGCACGACUCACCCCAAGAGCAUUGAGGCCGAAAAGGCAUCCAAGGAGCAGGGCCGAGAGACGGACGAAGAGCUAGAAUCCCUGUCUCACCACCGUGGCCACCACUACCAACAGCAGCAGCAACAGCAGCAGCCAACAUCACACCAUGAGGCCAUGCCACACAGCAGUUCCUCACAAGGGGUGGCAUCCAGCCGGCACUCGGCAGGCACUGCAGCCACACACAGCACUACAGCGCAGCUGCACUCACGACCACGGUCACAUCACCAUAGCUCGUAUUCCGAGAGGCGACUACCCAGACAACCAGGAGAGGUUUCUUCUCCGGAAGGGGACCUGUUUUCGGCAAGCUGUCGUGGGGAUGACAUGUACCCAGUGCAUGAUGACGACGACGAUCCCGACUACUACGGCGACACGCGUAUGCACCCGCCACCACCAGUCAUGGCCACCUCAUACCGUGGGGCUGGGAGUAGCAAUUUCGAUGAUUGGGAUGAUGCUCCCGAUCCGUACCUCGAGGACCUAUCGCCACCGCCUCCACACCUUCGGCAACACCACUUCCCACACUCUGUAGCAGCACAGCGACGGCACCACCAUCACGGCCACCAUGCCUCCGAGUACGAUCGUGAUGAGUGCGACGACGACCGCAACUAUCGGGGUGGGGGCAGCGGGAGUGGUGAGACGGGUCUCCACAGAGGACAGAAGUACCCCGUCAAUGUGCUCUAGCAGAGACUUUGCCCUCCUUGAGUCUUGGCUUUUUGACGGUAUCACAUUGUCACUGCAGUUGGGUGGUGGCAACGAUGCUUGGGCUCCACAAUGUGCCAUGGCUUGGCAGCCACUGGCAGGGCUAGCGCAAUGUCGGUGCUUUCUUGCUAGCUGUGUAUCCUCUCUAAAGCACAGUUGCCACUUUGUGCAGCCGACUGUCGCAUUCUAUGACAAAGCCAGCCCCCAAACAGCACGGGCAGGUCACAGGCUUGGCUGCCAUUGCCACGAUGGCUCUUCCUCGGGCAGCAGCGUUAUGCACCUGUACAGCCCAUGCGAGGCCCCCCUUAACAUCCUGCCUUUUUCAACAGCAAGCGGUUGACGUCUUUCGUGAGCAAAAAAAGAAACCGCGUGGUUGUGCCACAGGACCUGAGCACGGUCCUCUCCCUCCACCCCUCCCCUGCCUCCCCCAAAGUGCAACACUCCUGCAUUUGUAAUCAAGAGAUGAUAGGAGAGAACAGAUCUCUCCACUGCAACUCUUUCAGCAAGCUCGCCUUACGCGUCCACAACCACCAUUCUGCUGCUCAAUGCAAAAUGCUUUUUUCAAGCGUCUUGCUGCGACACUGUACUGUCCACUGCAAGGAUUGUCAUGUACACUUUCAGGAUACUGGGACAUUCCUUGCAAGUGCUUUUGAAGCCCUUCUGCGAUUUUUCACUGGCCAUGGAUGGCGCUUCUCUGAGAGUGAACAUUUCUCACCACCGAGAAACCGUGAAGAAUGUAGGCCUUCAGCUUAGCUGUACUGUUUGCACCUUUCUAGUUCCUUAGUUUCUGACAUCCUUUGCUGUGAAGCAGCAAAUAUUUAGGUCAAAGGCCAUCACAGCUUACUCUGUGCCAGGUAGCAGUUUUUCUAUUCUUGUUUAGAUAUGUGCUGACUACAGUUCUUGGGGGCUAAGAAUUACCUGUGGACACUUGAACUAAGUGACUUGAGACCUUACGUAUGCCAGGGGAUUCCCACACAUUCAGGGAGUUUUGUUUCUGUUGCAAUUUUUGUACAUUUAGAUAUGUUCCUUUUGUCAAGGAACAAGCUUUCCUAGCAACAGCUACGGCUUUUCCUGCUUAGAUUUUGUGUGGAAGGUUUUAGAAAAUGUUUCUAGGUGUUUUAACAUUGUUUUUAAUUUUGAAUUGCAUGUUGUCUCCACUUUUUUGUUACGACUGUUUUUAUUUGAAUCACGAUGUCACCAGAGCCUGUUAGGCAAAUGUUGUGACUGUCAUGCCAUUGAUAAUAUGCUGUUUUAAAUCCAUCAUUUCGCCAAACAGACAUUUUACUGAAUUUAAUAUUGUUUAAGUUAAGUUCAUGUCUCGAGACAAAUGUUUUUGUAGAUUCAACAAGACAGCAGAGCCUUUUGGUUUGAUUUUUAAGGUUGGUGAUCUAUUACAAUUUAGGUAACGCUGCUAGGUGGAAGAAUGUACCACAUAUGCUGAUUUGAGACCUUUACUUAUGGUGACAUCAGGCGCUGCUGCUGUUUUCUUGAGCCCUAUUCUAUACCUUUUGUUUAUCAGCUAUUUACACUGCAAAGCCUGAAAAUUGCAAUUAUAUACAUAUAUUUUGUUUUAAAUUAGGAGUGCCUAAUUGUGUUGCAGCAUUUGACUCAAACUUGAGCUCCUUUAAUCAGUCUUUCAGUUAAGGUCAUAAUAAAUUUUUUAAAAGUUGUACACUUGGAACGUUUUUCAUCACUGUUAUAUGCCUGUAACUUAUAAAACUAUCAGCAUUAUGUCGACUCGCCUUUCUGGAUGGGAGCACUUGUCAGCAGCCGUCUUUUAAUGCACAACAAGGAGUGUUGGUUUGUGUUUUCAAAUCAAGUUAAAUUCUGUAGCCAUUACAAUUCUUGGUUUAGAAGUUAUGCAGGCCUAAACUUUCUGCAGUAGGCUUCAUAACUAGUCUUUUCACAGUGCAUUUAGGUCGUGUAGGCCGUCUCGGAUAAUGCACAUUUGUGGGAAGCGACGUGGUUUUUGACAAGUCAUGGAAAGCAUAGCAGUGCUGUGUUGAGCGCAGGAACAGACUUAAGAGGUAGCACAUCACAUUUUCUAAGCUCAUUGCAUACCCUUCAUAUUCACUUUUAUUCAAGAUAACCUUGGGGAACCCCAUGAUCAACUUUCCAGAAAGCAAGCCAAGAUUUUUAUGGAAUGAUUUGUUUUUUGGUUGCCAUUGGUCUCCAGACUGUAGAAUUUUAUUUUUUAUGUCUCCCAGUUUGGCAGUACUGUUAAAGGUACUUUAGUGCAAGCUUCAAGACAAACACAGGGCACCAAAAGACAAGCACUACCCAUGACCGUUCAUGUGGCAACAUUUUAUUGGUCAGCUGAGUUUGUUUUGUGGUAGAUGCUUAGGUGUGUCUAUGCACACAAUUUUUAUUGUUUCUCUACAUUUAGCAUUGUACAAACAUGUUUGAACGGCUGUUUUGUCAUGGCUCUUAUCAGCCUUUCAUUUGUUUCAUUUGAUGAAUAUUUGCAUGUGGUGCACAUGCGCAUCUUCCACGUGUUGCCGGUACUGUUGACCUUCAUUGAUUCAAUUACUGCUGGAUGUGCAAAAUUGGUUAAAAUUACGAGAAGUUUAAAUGACAUGCAUAUAUCAAGCCGAAGUUCUUAUUUUUUAUAUCGUGAUCACUGCUGAACAAAAAGCAAAAUUUGACAAUGUCAGAUAAAUGAAGGUUGACUCCAUGCUUGCACUAGUUUAUCCUUAAAUAUAUACUUUGCCUUUUUUAUGUGAAAGCAUCAAAUGGCUCAUUGAGUGAAAAAGCUAGCAUCUGGAGUCUGUAGCAGCCUAAAUUCCCAUUGGCUCUGACACCACAGCAUGAGCGCGUCGACGGAGCAGAGCGAGCUAAAUGGAACGCCAGUGCACUAGGUGUUGUGCGAGGCGACAGGGCAUCGCUUCAAUGCUAUGUCACCUUCACUCUCGUUCUCGGAAGCCUGUGUUAUCAGCGCAUUCCUUGUCCACACAAGCACUUGCCUGCAUUCUAACUGCACCUCGGUAAGGCCAAAUAAAAUACACCAUGCGUCUCAACGCACUUGCUCCCGUGAGGAGUUCAUAAUUCAAAGGGACGCUCAGCGGUGUUCAAUUGGACAUUAAUGUUUU